Anastrepha obliqua is the source of this 1054-nucleotide messenger RNA. Its product is annotated as odorant receptor Or2-like. The transcript is spliced from 7 exons. Gene Ontology annotation, molecular function: odorant binding; olfactory receptor activity. Gene Ontology annotation, cellular component: plasma membrane. The record is from RefSeq and is a predicted model, not a curated record. Gene Ontology annotation, biological process: detection of chemical stimulus involved in sensory perception of smell; sensory perception of smell. The coding region runs from base 13 to 1023 and encodes 336 amino acids. Lineage: Eukaryota; Metazoa; Arthropoda; Insecta; Diptera; Tephritidae.
UUUAUAAUCUCUAUGCCAACAGUAGUAUGUGUAUUGGUCGGUUUCGCCUUCUUCAUGAGUAAAAAUGAUCUAGAAGAAGAUAUCUAUAAUUUCUUCAUUAUUAUGGUUUGUUUUACGGCCAUAUUACGAGUUCUGGUGGUAUUAACGAGACAACGAAAAUUUUUGGACUUGUUCAAAGUUAUUGAGUACUGGUACAUCGAACUGCAACUUCAAAAGAGCGAAAAUGCACUGGAAAAAUUAAAUGAACUUACUAAAAGGGCUCGGUUCUGUACCAAAUAUGGUUUGCGAUGUGCCUUGUUUGUUGAUGUGUUUAUCGCUCUUCAGCCAAUGAUAACGGGAUAUGGCAAACUCGUGGCCGAUGUUAAAUUGCCUGGCAUCGAUUUCCAUAAGAGCCCCAUUUAUGAGAUAAUGUAUCUACUGCAAACCUGCUGGGUUCUACCCAUAACAACAUGCUCCUAUGUGCCAUAUGUAAAUUUUCUAUUGAUCUUCAUAAGCUUUGGCAUUUUCGCAAUCAGAGAUCUACAGAGAAGAUUAGAAGAUCUAUGCCUAAUGGAUGACAAGGAUGCGUUGGACAAUGUGAAGAGAUGUGUUGCCUAUCAUGUGAGAAUCAUCAAAUUUCGCGAAGAUUUGGAGCAAUUUUUUUCGCUAAUGAGUUUGCUAGAUGCGAGCUUGUAUUGUGUAACACUUUGCAUGAUGUUGGUAUAUACGACCAUGGAAUUUACGAUGCCACUUUUGAUUAAAGGUAUAGGAAUUUUACUAGUUUUAACAACAUUAAUUUUUUUAACCUAUUGGCUGGCCGACACUUUCACUCAUGAGAGUCUGAAUAUCGCUGAAGUCGCUUAUAAUACCAAUUGGAUGGAUCGUGAUAAGGAAUUUCGCAGAUGCAUUUUACUAAUUAUCGCCAGAAGUCAGCGUCCUUUGACGCUCACUGCAGGUGGUUUCAAACCUAUGAAUAUGAAUACAUUUAUGGUCAUAAUGCGCUCUUCUUACUCAUUUUUCUCUCUUCUACAGAGCACAAUGUAGAAUAAUGUCAAGUAAAAGUGUAAAGGAAAUU